AUGGAAGGGAACGGAAUAAGAGAGAGAUGCACUGAGAAGAUGAGAGGGCCGUGCAAGGUGGAUAAGAAUGCAAAUGAUAGGCUGGUUGGAAGAUGGAUGGAGAGGCUGAUGGGAGGAGAGAACAUUCGUGUGGAAGCUGACGAAGCAAGCAGAGUUGCUAAGAAUGUAACGGGGAAUGAGGAAGUGGGCAGUGUGGAGGAGAGGAAAGAGCGUAUUAGGCAAUUUGGAGAAACAAGGCUACAGGGUGUUUCUGGGGUGAAUCAGAGUGAGCACCUUUAUCUGCCAAGAAGCCUUAGGAAGUUAUCGAGGAUAUUCCGUGUUUUAGAGACUAUUGAAAGGUUCAAUGCAGACAGGGGGCUUACAACGAUAUUUAUUAAAUCGCAGAGGUGUAUUGAGAAGCUUGUGAAGCAGAAUGUAGGGCUUGAUGAUGUUGAAAGGAUGUACUUUGUUGCACCCGAGCUAUUUAAGUUCAAGAAGAUAAGUGUGCAUCAUGAAGGGAAGGAGGUUGACACGUUUGUUAUUUAUCUGAGUGGAGGAAGUGGAAGGUUUGAUGAGUGCCUGAUUGAAUAUGCGAAGCGGAUGCAUGCGAGAUUUAUUGAGAGCAGAGGGUAUCUGUGGAGCGGGAGUAGAUAUCAUCCUGAGUAUGAUAUUGAGGAACGAGAUGUUGAGAGAAUGAAGAUAUUUGAGGAUGAUAUGGAAAGUCCAAUAGGAAAGGAAGCAGUGAGCAAUCGAGAGAUGGAGUAUGUUCCAGUGAAGCAGAGCAGUGAGAUUAAAGAGAAGGGGAAAAGCAGAGCAUUAACGAUACUUGAGAGGAUAAAAGAAAAGGAAAGAUUGAGGAGAGAGGAGUUUAUGAGCAAAUCGAAGGAAGAGGAGGAUAACAGGAUGAUUAGUAAGAGGAUCCUACUGUUGUUUAAAUCUGAGAGCAAAAGAGCGAUUGCAGCAGAUAAGGUUAUUGGGAUGCUGAAUAUAUUUGAUGGGAUGAAUGUGAUUAAAAGGAUUAUGAAAUGGGAUGGAACAUUGUUUUAUAUGAAGACAAUGAAUGGAAGAAUAUAUAUUGUACUGUAUGAAAGCAAAGAAUAA
Molecule: messenger RNA, 1080 nt
Organism: Ordospora pajunii
Lineage: Eukaryota; Fungi; Microsporidia; Ordosporidae
Exons: 1
Coding region: 1-1080 (359 amino acids)
Source: RefSeq, a predicted model, not a curated record